UUCAGUUAACCAUGGUUUUAUGUCCUUUAUGGCUUUUCAGUUACGUUGAUCUCGGCCUAUUACAGUAUUGGAUGAAUUGAGUCUAUAAUUCAGUUUUCAAAAGGGAAAUACUCUUGGUUUCAGAGGAUACUGUAUACUGGUUUAUAAAAUAUCAACAUAUUCAAUGCUACCUGACACGAAAGACAUAUCUAAGAGGGAGGCUCAUAAUGGCUGUGCCAGUGCGGAAUUGCUCCUGAAAGAAUUGGAUGUUGAGGACUUGCCAAGUUCUGUUUUUGUGUGUGAUGUUCCGAAUAUGGUGUUCUGUGAAGAAGACGUUAAGGAAGAAUUUCAGAAUCUAUUCAGUCAUUUGAAUCCAACAAACUUUAUCUAUCUCCAAAAUUUUCGACGAGUUAAAGUCUAUUUUGAAUCAUCUAUGAAUGCCGCACAGGCACGAGUCUCAUUGCAUGGAUAUGAAUAUAGGAAUCAAACAAUUAAAAUAUAUUUUGCUCAGAUUCAGUCAAGUUCAGAUGAUGAGUCAUCAGACAGUCUUCUUCCUCCAAAACCUGAUCGAUUGUUUUUAAUUUCACCACCUGCAUCCCCGCCAGUUGGCUGGGAACCAAUACCAGAAAGUGAACCUGUUAUUAAUUACCAUCUUUUAUCAGCUAUUGCUUCCCUUCAACCUGGUGAGAGCCAUGAAAUUCACCCAGGAACUUUGUCAACACCAAGCGUAGUUGUCCAUACUUGUGAAGAGGAUGAAGCAGGAAGUUCUGUGGGGCAGCCUAAAUUAAAAAUACAACAAACCAGACGACCUGAUGCUCCCAGUUAACCACAAAAUAAUAAUAUUUAAGAAUAAAAGCAUGUAUGAAAAAAACACUUGAAUCUACUCAGAUUUACGAUCAUUGUCUAUUGUAAUCUGGGCAUAACGUGAUCAUCUAUCGUGUAUCGGCAACUUGUAAAUAUUGAAGCAGAGCAAAUUUCUUAUAUACUACGUUUUAUUUCUAUCAUUCAUUUAUUUUUGCACCAAUGCACUGUGAAGCUAAGUCCAAAUCAAACACCAAUGAUAUACAAGUUAUUGUCAAUACUUUCAAAUCAGCGCUGAACAGGUUGGACUUGGCUUGUACUGUGUACCUGCAUUUUCAACAUUUUACACAAUUUAUUAACGUCAAUAAAUUCCUGGUUACACCACGCAUGGUUUGUACCGAGUAAUAUUAAUCUUUUUUAUUUUGUGCACUUUUAACGUUUUUGCUUUGUAGCAUACAAUCAACUCUCGCCUCCAGACAAAAAUACAUUGUUGUGGAAAGUGAAAAAA
Styela clava is the source of this 1288-nucleotide messenger RNA. RefSeq names its product calcipressin-2-like. Gene Ontology annotation, biological process: calcium-mediated signaling. Lineage: Eukaryota; Metazoa; Chordata; Ascidiacea; Stolidobranchia; Styelidae. The record is from RefSeq and is a predicted model, not a curated record. Gene Ontology annotation, molecular function: nucleic acid binding; calcium-dependent protein serine/threonine phosphatase regulator activity. Gene Ontology annotation, cellular component: cytoplasm; nucleus.